Messenger RNA from Drosophila serrata, 1383 nucleotides. It is a transcript of the gene Kr-h2, whose product is annotated as transmembrane protein 33-containing Krueppel homolog 2. The record is from RefSeq and is a predicted model, not a curated record. NCBI's taxonomy places the organism in Eukaryota, Metazoa, Arthropoda, Insecta, Diptera, Drosophilidae. Gene Ontology annotation, biological process: endoplasmic reticulum tubular network organization; membrane organization. Gene Ontology annotation, cellular component: endoplasmic reticulum; membrane.
UCGAGAAAAGUACCAUCUUUAUCGUACGCACGAAGAGUUAAUUUACGUGUAGCAGUUUUUUUAUUAAUUAAUAACUGAGUAUUGAAAUAGACACACACGGGUCUGCCCAAGUCAUAAAGAACUGACCCACAACAUCGAGCUACAUACAUACAUCAUGAGCACAGCAACCGACCAACAGCCUCCGCGCUCUGACAAUGCAGAUAACAGCUCCGAGAGCUCCUCACAACAACAACAGCAGCAGCAACAGGAUGCCCCGCCGCAGCAGUCAUCACAAACACAAAAUGGAGCGGCCAAGCUUUUGCAGCAUUUCCAAACGAACCGCAUUGACUCGGGACUGUGGGCCCUGCGCCUGGUGGCCAUCUUCUUUACCAUCAGUUAUGUACUGCCCAUCUUUACUGCACAACAGAGUUCGUUUAGCAAGGUUUUGCUGGCCAAUGCGGCUAUCUCAGCGCUACGCUUGCACCAGCGAGUACCAGCCUUCUCGUUUAGUCGCGAAUUUCUUGCCCGAUUGUUUGCCGAAGACUCGUGUCAUUACAUGAUGUACUCGCUGAUCUUCUUCAACAUCAGGCCUUCACUGCUGGUGCUCAUACCAGUGCUGCUCUACUCAGUGCUGCAUGCCUCCAGCUACUCGCUCAAGCUUCUUGAUCUGAUUGGCCAGAAUUCGUGGUGGGGAGCCCGUUUCAUCAUUUCGAUUGUGGAGUUCCAGGCGGCAAAUAUCCUGAAGGCCACUGCAUUCUGCGAAAUCUUCAUUAUGCCUUAUGCCAUUGUGCUGACAUUUAUGAGUCACGCUGGCUUAAUGACACCAAUUAUCUACUAUCAUUACCUGGUGAUGCGCUAUAGCUCGCGACGCAAUCCCUAUCCGCGCACCGCCUUCUCCGAGCUGCGCAUCGCCUUUGAGGCGCUGGCCGCCCGCUCGCCGCCACCUGUGGGCAAGAUAAUUCGUGGAGGAAUUGGAUUUAUUAAUCGCCUGGCGCCGCAGCCACAGCCGGCACCAGCGCAGCAGUAAUAGAAGGAUUGAGACCAACAACACCAACCAACCAACCAACAACAACAAUCAACAAUGUCAUCAGAAUAACUUGAUUGGUUAUCCUUUUUAUUUGUUUAGUCCCUUGCCGUAUCAAGCAAAGGCAGUUUUCAGUUAGUUUUUCCCAUAAAAAAAUGUUUUGGCAUUUUAGUUUAAAUUAUAACUAUUGUAAUUACUGUAAUUCCUGAGUAUCAUUAUUCCUUUUUUGGAUCAUACAUACACACAUACACAUUAUAUGUUUGCCGCACACCAAGUGUGUUUUGAAGGAUCAAAGCGUCGCGUAUUAUUAUCAUUAAUCUCAGACAAAAUUAUUUAAUUAAACUGAUUACACAUAUGACCGAAGGAGGUGAUAAUAGUAA